AUGCUCGUUCGAAGGAGGGUGAUGAGUUGGAGAAGGGUCGCAAAGUCCUUUCAAGCUAUGCUAGCUCAUGUCUUUCUUUUCUCCUUCACUCUUCUCCUUGUCCUCAAGCUUGACCGUUUCUUCCUUUUCUCAUGGUGGACUGUAUUUUUUCCACUUUGGCUUUUUCAUGUCGUGGUAGCACGGGGCAGGUUUUCCUUGCCCGCUCCUUCAAUGCCUCAUGGUCGCCAAUGGGCUCCUUGUCAUUCAGUCAUAGCAACGCCAUUGCUUGUGGCAUUUGAGCUUCUUCUGUGCAUACAUCUUGGAAGCAGUUAUGUGGUGAAUUUAAAGAUUGUCUUCAUACCUCUUAUAGCAUUUGAAUUAGUGAUUUUGAUCGAUAACAUCAGGAUGUGUAGAGCUUUGAUGCCUGGAGAUGAGGAAAAUAUGACGGAUGAAGCAGUAUGGGAAACACUUCCUCACUUCUGGAUUUCGAUAUCCAUGGUCUUCUUUAUUGCUGCCACAGUGUUCACUCUUUUAAAGAUAUGCGGUGAUGUUGCUGCUCUAGGCUGGUGGGACUUGUUUAUCAACUAUGGCAUUGCACAGUGCUUUGCGUUUCUCGUUUGUACAAAGUGGCACAAUCCUACAAUUCAUGGAAACUGUCAAAUUACAGAACCAUGUUCGUCGUCGAAUACAAUAAGAUAUCUUGAAUGGAGUAGAGAAGGCAUAGUUAUUUCUACCGAUGAAGAUGUGCAGCAAAAUCCGUUUUGCAGUUUGCAGGACAUAGGUGGACAUAUCAUGAAAAUUCCGUUAAUUGGUUUCCAAAUACUUCUUUUUAUGCAUUUAGAGGGAACACCAUCGGGUGCAAAAAAUAUACCGAUUUGGGGAAUUUUUUCUCCCCUUUUUCUGUUGCAAGGAGCUGGUGUAUUAUUUGCAGCAUAUAGGUUAAUAGAGAAGAUUGUUCUAUUACUCUAUCACGGAGAUGUUCCUAGAAGCUACUCUUCUAUAGCAUCAAAAUCCCGUGACUGCUUUGGAUUUUUCCAUCACGGAUCAAGGUUGCUAGGUUGGUGGUCAAUAGAUGAAGGAAGCAGAGAGGAAGAAGCUAGACUUUUUUGUGCCGGGAGUUCUGGGUAUAAUACUUUCUCCCCCGAUACGGUGAAGAAAAUGCCUAGAGGAGAACUUGUUGAGGAGAUUUGGAGACUUCAAGCUGCACUUGGUGAGCAAACAGAAGUUACAAAAUAUAGCCAGGAGGAAUAUGAAAGACUUCAAAAUGAGAAGAUCUUAUGCAGAGUUUGCUUUGAAGAGCAGAUUAACGUGGUCCUCCUUCCGUGCAAGCAUCACGUUCUUUGCAGCACUUGCUGCGAAAAAUGCAAGAAGUGUCCUAUCUGCCGAGGUACCAUUGAAGAACGGAUGCCUGUAUAUGAUGUGUAG
Lathyrus sativus (Indian pea) is the source of this 1404-nucleotide messenger RNA. NCBI's taxonomy places the organism in Eukaryota, Viridiplantae, Streptophyta, Magnoliopsida, Fabales, Fabaceae. The record is from the annotation of a GenBank genome assembly.